Tripterygium wilfordii is the source of this 2526-nucleotide messenger RNA. RefSeq lists its product as uncharacterized. The transcript has 9 exons. NCBI's taxonomy places the organism in Eukaryota, Viridiplantae, Streptophyta, Magnoliopsida, Celastrales, Celastraceae. Bases 1 to 2526 code for a protein of 841 amino acids. The record is from RefSeq and is a predicted model, not a curated record.
AUGCGCAUUGCCAUCCACGAUCACAAUGAUGACAUUCCACGCCGGGUGUUCCCGCCUGAACUGGAGUCGCUUGGUGAGGACGCUUACAUCAGGGUCUUUUGCUCAUCGUCGAGAAGCUUACCCACUACGAUUUUUCAGGAGCUAAGUGGUCCCUGUCUUGAUAGGGAUGUUCAGAGCCUGCUCCUUGCUCCUGUUACUGCUAAGGAUAUUAAGGAUACCCUGUUCUCUAUUGGGAAUGAUAAGGCUCCUAGUCCUGAUGACUUCUCCUCUGUCUUUUUCAAGAAGGCUUGGGGUGUUGUUGCGGUUGAUUUCUGUGCAGCAGUGAAGGAUUUCUUUAUUUCUAGUGCUCUUCUGAAACAAGUGAACCAUGCUGUGAUUGCUUUGAUCCCAAAGUCUGUAAAUGUGAAUUCUGUGAAGGAUUUUAGACCUAUUUCUUGUUGUAAUGUUACUUAUAAAGUCAUAUCUAAAAUUCUUGCUGGUAGAUUAGCUAAGGCAUUACAGUGUAUCAUUAGUCCUGCUCAAAAUGCCUUCUUGGGAGGGAGGAAAAUGGCAGACAACAUUUACAUGGUUCAGGAGUUGCUUAGGAACUAUGGCAGGAAAAGAUCUUCUCCUAGAUGCCUUAUUAAGAUUGAUUUCUGUGUGGAGACCACUUCUUUUUCUGUGGCUGUUAAUGGAGAUCUUUUUGGGUUCUUUCCUGGCAAGGGUGGUAUAAGACAAAGGAAUCCUCUUUCCCCUUAUUUAUUCAUUGCUAGCAUGGAGUAUUUUGCUAGAUUGCUGAAUAUUGCAUCUGCAAACCCUGAGUUUAAGUAUCAUCCUAAGUGUCUCCAUCAGAAAAUUACUCAUCUGGCCUUUGCAGAUGACAUACUGUUGGUUGCUAGGGGUGAUAGGUCUUCUGUGCAUAUUCUUCAUCAGCAACUGUUGCAUUUCAAUAGUGUUUCUGGUCUGGAGAUAAAUGCUAGAAAGUCCUCCAUUUAUUUUGGUGGAGUUGGUGGUGAAACCAAGCACAGAAUCCUUCAAGCUACUGGGUUUUCUGAGGGAUCUUUUCCUUUUAAGUAUUUGGGGGUUCCUCUUAGUCCUCAUAGGCUGUUAGUAAGUCAGUUCUCUCCUCUGUUGGAAAAGUUGGAAAUGGCCAUCCAGAGCUGGUUGGGGAAGCAUUUGUCCUAUGCUGGUAGACUGGAGCUUCUUAAGUCUGUUUUGCAGGGAAUGGUCCAAUUUUGGAUUGGCAUUUUCCCUAUGCCUGAGCAGGUUAUUAAAAAGAUUACUGGUUUGUGUAGGAAUUUUUUUUGGAGUGGCAAUGCUUUUGGGAGAGCUUCUGCUCCUGUAGCUUGGGCUAAUGUAUGUCUGCCAAAGAAAGAAGGGGGUUUAGGGCUUAUGGAUCUCAGGGCUAGGAAUCUCAGUUUCAUUGCCAAUCAUUUAUGGAACAUUCAUAUUAAAGCCGACUCUUUAUGGAUACAGUGGGUGCAUCAUUACUAUUUGAAUCAAACUCCUAUAUGGCAUGCUGGUUUGAUUAAGAACUCUUCUCCUCUGUGGAAAGCUAUCUUUAAUCUCAAAAAACAGCUUGUCCAGGAUUGUGGAGGGCAGAAUCAGGUCAUAAGUCUUAUUCAAAGCUGGCACAAUGGUCCUCAUUUGGUGUCCAGCUGUGCUUAUGAGCAUUUUAGAGUUAAAAACCCCAAUGUUGGUUGGGUUAAUGUGGUGUGGGAAGUUUGGUCCUUGCCUAGAUAUAGUUUUAUUCAUUGGCUUACUGUUUUGGGGAGACUGAGAACAAGAGAUAGGUUAAGAUUUGUGCCUACUGAUACCUACUGUAUUUUCUGCAGGCAAGAGGAAGAGUCUCAUAUGCAUCAUUUCUUCAAUUGUAGUUGGACUUCUGACUUUUGGAGAAAGAUUACCUGUUGGCUAGGAAUUAAUAGAAGAAUGGCUACUUUGACUAGUGCUAUCAGAGGGCUGGGAAGGGGUAGUAAGGUCUCUGUUGCUAGAAUGAGGAGAGUUUCCCUAGGCUUGAUUCCCCCUUCCUCCAGUAGUUCAUUAGGGUGGCUUUUAAAUGUUUUGGGAGUCAUGUCUAGUGGGGGUUUUAUGUUGCUCCUGGUGGCUGCCAGUGUGGCUUUCCUUACUUGGUGCUCUGGUGGAAGAGUGGGAGCUGCUAUUUUCUCCUCUGGCUAUGAUUGGGAAGGGUUUGUUGCUAUGGUGAUGGGUUCUUUUAUGGUGCUUGGUUCUGGCUCUGGUUGGUUUGGUUUUGGUACUCUGGUGGGAGUAAUGGAGAUGUAUCUGGUUGUUUGCUAUGCUGGUUAUUCUCUAUUGCUUUGGUUUGGGUUGGUUCUGGUUUCUGCUGGGGGUGUUGGAGCUAUUCUGGUUGCUUCUUUUCUUCUUUGCCUUUGCUUGUCGUCCUCUGUUUGCUCCUGGAGUGCUAGGUUGCUUGUUGCCAGCUGCUUCUCUGGGUUCAUCCCAGCUUUGUUCCCCCGGCAUGUCAGGGUGUAUUUGAUUGUAUAUAAACUCUCUGGUUUUUCCAGUUGUGUUACUUUUGAUCUUUAA